CAACUAUGUCUUCUGAACCAUCUUUUCAAGGGAAUUCAAACGCACUUCUACCCCAACCUGGAUCGCUGGAGUAUAUAAACAGGCCUAACCCUGUUGAGCCCAGUGACUUGAGCCAUGGCAUCUUCGAUGGAAGUACCCGUCAACUUGACCGGACGACUAACGAGCAGCUACAUCCGUUUCUGCUAGGCAAUAGAUUGCGCCAACGUAGUGAUCUUGGACCGGAUGCUACAAGGCUUGCACGACGCUCGCCCCAUCAGUCAUCUGCCUCUUCACUUGCUGCUGUACUCAAUGAUGAAGACUCGCCUCCUCGAUUGGGCGAAUACACUUCUUAUAGACGAGAUGUUGAUCAAGCAGUCUUUACAUUGCCAAAAUUGCCAGCAAAACGACAUGCAAAACGUCACCGCGUACCUCCUGUCCUACAGGGCCUCCACCAGCCACCACCAGAUGCUGGUCUCCUCCCUUCCAUAAGUACGGAGGAGGCACAGGUCUUNUUAUCCACUUCGAGGAGCAGCAAGCCUGCAGCUACUCCUGCUCCCACUGAUGAUACAGGUCAUGCUGCAAUCCAGCAAGAACCCUUGGCUUCAGCCGAAGCCGCCCAGAGCACUUCGGAGAAGCGAUCUCGACGCAACAUAUGGACCGAAGAAGAGACCAACGACCUCCUAGCGGGCGUGUCAAGGUUUGGCAUCGGUAAUUGGAAGAAGAUACUGCUCUGCCCAGACUAUCAGUUCCACAAACGAACAGCUGUAGAUCUCAAAGACAGAUUUAGAGUUUGUCGCCCUGAUGCUUAUGGCGGUGCUCGAAAAACUCGAAAAGCGAAGAGAGUCUCGUCCGAAGAAGCUACAACCACCGAAACAACCAAGAGACCAAAAACGACAAAGCAAAAUCCAGCAGAGCCCUCGGUGGAAGUUGAGACACAACCCAAACCAAUUGGUACCACUGACCAGACUCUAUGGAAGGCACAACGUCGACCUAGACGUAACUUCACGGACGAAGAAGAUGAGGCUCUACUUAAAGGCUUUCGGGAGCAAGGCCCGUCUUGGGUCUCUAUUUGCAAAGACGAGGCUUUUCGAGAACAUGAAAGAACCCCAACGGACCUGCGCGAUCGACUGAGAACAAGGUUUCCAGAGAAAUAUGCACAAGCUGGUCUAGCAUCCCGACCAGCUGUUCCCAAACCGGCCAAGCGGACUCGAGCUACGAGACAUGAUCCAGAGAAACCCGCAGAGCUUAGCCAAAAUAUUACACCCCAAGCUGCUGCUUCCAAAGACAAUCAAUCCGGGCCCUCGAAUGACAGAUUNGAGAGGACAAGCUCGCGGACUGGUCCUGCGUACAGUCUACCUCUACCAAGUAUUGGGGACGAUUCUCUGUCGAAUUAUGGAUAUCCAGACGACGAUGAAGAUGCAGAUCCGAUUGUUCUAGAUCGCAGCAUCAUGGACUGGGCGAACAACAACAUGACUCAAAUCAACCGACAGUCACAACCUCAGAUAACUGACAGCCUUCCGUUUCCUGGCAUUGACCCUCUUGUCACACUGAAGCUGCCCAAGCCUGGCUUCUUC
Molecule: messenger RNA, 1553 nt
Organism: Aureobasidium musti
Lineage: Eukaryota; Fungi; Ascomycota; Dothideomycetes; Dothideales; Saccotheciaceae
Source: the annotation of a GenBank genome assembly